Salvelinus sp. IW2-2015 is the source of this 1852-nucleotide messenger RNA. The record is from RefSeq and is a predicted model, not a curated record. NCBI's taxonomy places the organism in Eukaryota, Metazoa, Chordata, Actinopteri, Salmoniformes, Salmonidae.
GGAAUUGUGAAAAACUGAGUUUUGAUGUAUUUGGCUAAGGUGUAUGUAAACGUCCGACUUCAACUGUAUAUUUCUGCAUAGUAAACACUGUGUACAAUCUGAAGCCCAAUAACCUGCUGCUGGAUGAGAAUGGGCUGCUGGAUGAGAAUGGGCUGCUGAAGCUGUCUGAUUUUUGUUUGACUAAAACUAUGGGCAGCCCUACAGUCUACACUCACCUGUAGGUGUCACUCUCAAACUCCAUUUCAAAGUCUUUAUUGUCCAUUUAUUUAUAUAUUUUUAAAUAGCAUUUCAUGUGUCACUCACUGUGUUUGAUACAAUGUUUGCUCUCUCUCAGGUGGUGUCGUUCUCCAGAGUUGUUGUUCGGUGCCAGGAUGUAUGGGGAGGGCGUCGACAUGUGGGCCGUGGGCCGUGGGCUGCGUCCUUGCGGAGCUUCUGCAGGAGGACACUCCUGGCCUGGGAUGAGUAGUUGUUUAAAUAGUUUUCUGGUACCCUGGAACAUAUCUUCAGUGCUGCAGGAGACGACCUCUUCGAACGACUACAGGGUCUAUUCACCUUCAACCCCUCCACACGCCUUACAGCUACACAGCUCUACCCCCAUCUCCUCUCAACAGCCUCUGAGMGUGAGGUACAUCACUAACAGCCCCAGCUGCCCCAGCACAACUCCUCAUCCGAGCCUCUCAAAGAGAAUCAAGAGGAAACGAGAUGGUCUGGAGACAAGGAAUGAACAACACACAGACACACACGCACAUCUCAGCAUUGGAAUCAAUAGCACAGACAUCAUUAUUCCAUCAUACACCAGAGCUAGAAGGUUAAAUACCUCAUUGACAUGUUUGUGUUUGACCAUGAUAUUAAUAACAACAUGGUAAAUAUUAUUCUGCUUGCUUAUUUAAACUGAUGGUUUCGCUUGUACAAAGGAUUCAAUGACUGGUUUCCAAUUUUGGAUUGGGCCAGCAAGGGCCUCCCGUACCUAGAAUGCAAACAUAUUUUUGUACUGUGACCAUGUUAUCAGAAGUAACCUCGUCAAUUAAACACAAAUAUUCUCACACACUGUUAGAGUAACAUGGUCUACUCGUAUAGAACUGGAAUUCCAUUAGAAUCAGAGCCCAGUAAUUAAAAGGAUGUAGGCGGUACAAAAUAGCGCAAUAGCAACCCAGGACUAACACACACACACACAGGUGUAGGUGGCGGUACGUUUAACUGCAACAAAAACCGAGUGUUACUGGGAGGUUCAACGUGUGGUUUGGGAACUAUUUAGGUCGACUGGGUUGUAUAUUAUAAUAAUAAAGAAGAAAUUGAUACUCUGAUAGGGAUAUAGAGGGCAUUUGCUUCAAUGGAGAAACAUGACCAGUCUUGCUGUUAAACUUCCAGUGUGGUUCAUUGGACUAGGUAGCUAGAAGUUGCCCCUAAACAGUGGUCCAUGGUCAGGUUUUUUUAAAUCCUCCUAAUGGUUAAAGUUUAGUGUUGAAUAAUGUUAUUCUAGACCUGUGGUUAGUGGCAACUUCUAACUCCAGUGUGGCUUGUGUGGUCCAGUGGAAGACCUUCAGUGUGGCUUGUGUGGUCCAGUGGAAGACCUCCAGUGUGGCUCGUGUGGUCCAGUGGAAGACCUCCAGUGUGGUCCAGUGGAAGACCUCCAGUGUGGUCCAGUGGAAGACCUCCAGUGUGGUCUAACAGUGGUUCUGGACAGAGCUCUGUAAGUGCCUGCUAGAGCACGACUAUUUAGGUGACGAAAGAAAAAAACAGCAAGACUGUAUUUUUGUCAUUCAGUUCAUACAUUUAGAUGUAAUGUAAUAUUGUAUGUUAUUUAUUUUUGUUUUGAUGUAUGUGAUGUAGGAUAAUAAAUAAUUCUGUCUGA